CGUGCCCUCUCACUCGUCCCUCUCCCCUUCUUAUCCCUCGCUGGCAUUGCGCUACCGACAAAGAGCUACGUGCCGGCGCAGCCGCCGCCCGGCUCUACUGGCUCCCGAGCUCUGGUGCCUCGCUCUCGCUGUGGCCAGCCCCUGGAUGCGCGUCGGCCAGGGAGGAGGUUGCGGUGGUAGGCUUUGGGGCAGAGGAGGACGGGGAUGAAGGGAGCGGGAUGGGGCUCUGGGUGGGGCUGGUGCUGGGGAUCGCGGUAGGCGUCGCGCUCAUCGUCGGCUUCACCCGCUUCGAGAACCCACGUGCCGCCCGCCGCCGGCAGCUGGCUGUUACGGUUGCUAGUUUCUCUAAGAUGACGAUCGAGGAUUCACGAAAGCUACUCCCAGCUGAUCUGUACCCUUCCUGGGUUGUUUUCUCAUCGCAGCAAAAGGUAUUUGGCUAUCUUUAGUGGGCGCUCAUGCUUCUGCAUUAUAUGUCAAUGCAUGUAUGUUGGACAUGUAUGUUUAAAUGUGAUGUGGUCUGGAUAUGUAAUAACUAGCUAUAUGAUGUCUAUGUAUUAUGUGAUGUAAUAUGAUGGUUAUAAUA
Messenger RNA from Phragmites australis (common reed), 583 nucleotides. Its product is annotated as synaptotagmin-5-like. The record is from RefSeq and is a predicted model, not a curated record. Bases 219 to 446 code for a protein of 75 amino acids. Lineage: Eukaryota; Viridiplantae; Streptophyta; Magnoliopsida; Poales; Poaceae. The transcript is spliced from 2 exons.